Molecule: messenger RNA, 1484 nt
Organism: Trichomycterus rosablanca
Lineage: Eukaryota; Metazoa; Chordata; Actinopteri; Siluriformes; Trichomycteridae
Gene: spata6l
Product: spermatogenesis associated 6-like
Exons: 10
Coding region: 65-844 (259 amino acids)
Biological process (GO): spermatogenesis
Molecular function (GO): myosin light chain binding
Source: RefSeq, a predicted model, not a curated record
CAUUGGACUGUUUUAGCUGACUGGACCUUUAGCAACAAGUAUACUUACAUACGAUAUUCCAACAAUGUCUCAGAAAGUACUGAAAGUAGUGGUUGAACUUCAUCUUAAAGCGAUAACCUGUCCAGGAGUACACUUACCAGCCAAGGAUGACAUUUAUCUCAGCGUGUGCCUGAUGAAUCAAUAUAUGAAAACAGAAUGUCAGCCAGCCAUAUUUCCAUUGCUGUUUCAAAUGAAAAUGAGGUUUGAAAAGAUAUUUAAGUAUGCACCUGAUCCUGCAAAUAUUGCUGAAAUGUUACAGUGUGAAACAGUAAAAGUUAAACUAAUACAGCUUGUUCCUCCUGUUGGGGAAGUACUGGCUAGAUAUGAAGAAAAUGUCAGAAGUUUUCUCUUCCCAGAACCUAAAUUGGUUCCUGGUUUCUCAGGGGAAGACCGCGAGGUGCUAAUGAAAAGAGAUUCCACUUUUCCAGGCAUUUCUCCAAGGUUAGAGUUCUCCACUAGGACGAAAAUUAGUGAGUGCUUAGAAAGGAGUACUUCCCAGAGAGUCACUCUGGUCCUUAAUGAGAGCUCUUUCUCAGACACAGACAGUCUCCUUGACUACGAUGAGUGUCCUCGUCCUGUGGGAUAUGAGGGAUCUCCCAGCUUAGAAUCAUCAAGUCGUUACAACAUGGCAAGCCUGAGGCAGAACAGUUCUGUCUUGCGUUCCCCUCAUACAUGGAAGGAGGUUCAGGAGCGGGUGCGCGGUUUGUUGACCUCUCCUCAGGCCCUUCAUAGACUGACCUAUGGUGCAACAGAGUUGGAAAGGGAUGAGGUGCUAGCACUUGGGUCCAUUUCCCAAAACUCAUGACCUGGUUUAAACAAAGGCUACAAAAUGGCUGUUGAACAACCAAGCAUGGCAUCACCGAGCAGCCAGAGGAGGCUGUAACAGCAGCAGAAAUUAGAAAUUCCCUCGACCCGCCGUCCAUCAGACAAAGCAUGUUUGUGUAGGCAUCUGGCUGCUUGAUAGCAGAGCUGAUUUCAGCUAAAGAGCUAGAGAUUUUUUACUGUUGUUUUACUCUAGUGAUUCACUAUAUUGUCUUUUUUUAAUGGCUCAUUCUCAUUUACACAAAAAAACAUUCUAGGCAUUUACUACAUGAUUCUAAGAAUUGAAGCUGAUAAAAUCUUAAUGUGCCUCCAUAAGCAAAAUUAUCCCAGGGCAACCUUAAUUCCCUUGAAUACACAUUACGUUUUACUUACAACUUUAAACUUGUAAAUUUGAGUCUUCCAAGAGAGACUUAAAGAGAGCAGAAGCAGCAGCCCUAUUAGGGAUGUGGCUAGAAAUGAGUUCCUUCUAUGUUAAUAUCAAGCCAAGUUGGAGAACAGGUGGUCUUGCACUAAAAUGUUGCCCUGGACAUGGCAAAGACCAUUGAUGAUUUCACCAUCAUUUCAUUUCUUUCACUAACCUGUAUUUUAUAUUUUACUAACAAAUAAAAAAUCAUUAAACAAUA